ACAUGGAUCGGUACUCGGUCAGGCUUCGCCACACGCGCCCACAGAAACCCCGCGCCGAGUCCUGUCGUCGCUGCAGCGCGCGGCUUUUUUAUUCUGAGGGCUCAUUUCUUUAUUCAGUGUGUUUGUAGGCUGCUGAUCUGAGGACCGCCGGCGCGACGUUUGUUUUAUAUCUGUCGCUUUAUUUUUAGUUUUCGUGGUUUGGUGGACUGGAUCUCCGGCUCCCAGUGCAAGGAGGCGUGCAGGAAAAAAAAUGUCCCGACAUCCCAUCCCACUGAAUCCAGGUUUUCUGCCUCCAGCGACGCACGGGGUGCUGAAGUCUCUGCUGGAGAACCCGAUGAAGCUGCCGCUGCACCAUGAAGCUUUCAGCAAGCAGCAGGAGAAGGAGAAGAACCUCGAGGAGGAGCGCAGCACCCCCCAGUCAGCCUUCCUGGGCCCCACGCUGUGGGACAAGACCUUACCUUACGAUGGAGACACCUUCCAGCUGGAGUACAUGGAUCUGGAAGAGUUCCUGUCCGAGAAUGGCAUCCCCUCCAGCCCGUCCCAGCACCACCACAGCCAACACCAACCACACGCUCUUCCCCGCCAGCCGCCAAUCAUGCCCCAAUCCCCAGCCACACCAGUGCCCUCAGUAAUGGACCUCAGCAACCACGCCUCCACCUCCAUACACACAAGCGUCAUCUCUCCGAACUGCCUGCACAGCAGCCCGACACAAGCAGGCCUCCCGAGCUCCAGAAACACCCCGAGCCCCAUUGACCCGGACUCCAUCCAGGUUCCUGUCGGAUACGAGCCCAACCCGGCCGACCUGGCUCUGUCCAGCGUGCCGGGGCAGGAGUUGUUUGACCCACGCAAACGCAAGUUCUCGGCCGAGGAGCUGAAACCACAGCCCAUGAUCAAGAAAGCUCGCAAGGUCUUCAUCCCAGAUGACCUGAAGCAGGAUGACAAAUACUGGGCCAGGCGCAGGAAGAACAACUUGGCGGCCAAGCGGUCCCGGGACGCGAGGCGGCUCAAAGAGAACCAGAUCGCCAUCCGAGCCGGCUUCCUGGAGAAGGAGAACUCCGCUCUGAGGCAGGAGGUGGCCGAUCUGAGGAAGGAGCUGGGACGCACCAAGAACAUCCUGUCCAAGUACGAGGCUCGGCACGGGCCGCUGUGAGGACACACUCUUAUAUAUAUAUAUAUAUAUAUAUAUAUAUAUAUAUGCAGCAUAUAUACAAACACACACAUUGAGGAGGAUGAACCUGCCUCCUCCAGAUCCACCAGCGACCCUCCACACAGUCCUGAUGGCUCAACUCUCGGCAGGUAAAGGCUUAAGAUACAAAAAGACACUUAAUCAUUACAAGUACACAAUCCAUUACUUUAAACAAAAACAAGUUGACUUCAAGUUGAAGUAUACAUUAAGUCAAAUAUGACCUCUGAUAGUACAAAACUUAAAUCUCGUCUUAUUUUCUUAUUUAGACUCAAACCAGCACCCUGUCAGUCCAUGUCUCAGCUUCAAACCCAUUGGUUCCUCUUGAAGACAUAAAUCUUUAAAGGGUAAUUUCCCUAUUUUCACAUAUGUUGGUGUGGAAAUGACAAGAAGGUACAAAAGGUUUUGAAGGCUUUGAUGGAAACGUGAAAAAUGACAAAAUAGGUCAUUUCUGGAGCUCAUUAUUUAUUAAGUUAUUUACAUUUAUUGUGGCAGCGACCUCUAGUGGCCAUCCAACAGAUGCAAAGGAGGAAGUCUUGAUGUAUUAGAAAUAGGCAGAAAGUCCAUGCAAGGAGGUAGGAUAGUGGUUGGACAGGUCAAACCCUUACCAAGUAAAUGUUGCGUUAUUUUGAGUACAGUUCAUAACAAAAGUCCUCACAUUACACUUUUUGUAUAGAGCAGGUCCAGACUGUACUCUUUGUAAUAUUAUUUACAGCGGCCCAACAAUUCCCACCAUAAGCAAGCACUUAAAUAGCUUUACUAACCUCCAUCAUGUGACUUACAUAAUGUACUAUUUAACCCACACCAAUGUUUCCCUGAGCCUAACCAAGUAGUUUUUUUUGCCUAACCUAACACAAAGUUGUUGAAUAACGCUCAUGUGUGUCGUAUUGGGCGGCGUGGAUAGAACAACCUUAGGUUUAGGUUGAGGCACUUGUUGGUGGAAAACCGAGUCAGAGCUGGAGAGAUGAGUCUGUUGUGUUGGAGUAACGUUAGGAAAUAAUGUCUUGCUUGCACCUCCUCAACGAACACAACAAACUCCUCUUCCUCGUUUCCACCGGCGUAUUCCUGCAGGCUGAAGCCAUCUACUGCACGCAUUCAAAACUUUCUGUACCUACGAGUCAUUUCCACAACAACGUGUGAAAAUAUGGCCAAAUUACAGCUCACAAAUAUACAGCUUCAUGUUUCUGAAGGCUCAGUAAUUUCCUAAAUGUGUGUGUUCAUGGUGAUGAAGGAACACGUGAGGUUCACUGAUGGGUUUACUGGUGUCUAUGGCUCAGAGGAAGAAGAGACGUCAGGCUGAGAGACACUCGGGACUCGUUAGGAGACACGUUCACUGCUGGUUUAAGUCUGAACAUAAGGAGAAGCAUACAAAAAUCACCAGAUUUAUACUUUAAACAACAAGAAAGAAGCACUAAAAAUAUACCGACUAAGAGUCAACACAUUUUAGAUUAUUUCCUGUUGCCGAGACUUAUCAACAAAACCUUUCAUGUCUUUAUAAUCCUCCUGGCUGCCGGCGAACAUUUCUGCUGGAAACAGCCACUUAUCAGCUGUUUGAAAGACGGCCGCCUCUGUGCCGCGAGUUGAGCCCGUUAUUCAGGAUUAUUAAACACACACACCUGUUAGGACGCCUCUUCGGCUCAGACCACAAACACUAACCUGCCUCCACAUUAACGCACCUGGAGCCUGACCUUUGACCUCUGACCCCCCCCAUCCCAGUGUAUAGUAAUGGCACUUUAGGACUACCGACGGCUCGCUCGCUGCCGCCCCCUCACAGACUCCGCCCCCUGCAGGAACUGUUCCCACAAGGCACCUGUUCACAUGUACAUACCUGCCUUCGCUCUGCUCAUGAUGACUUUGUAUAUGAAUGUGUGCCGCCUCCUGCCGCUCUCCUGUAGGUCAAUCAGCAUCUUUUUUUCUAUCAGGGGUCAAGUGUUUUUGGGGCCCUACGCAGUAUUUUUAUGGAUAUUUAUGGAAAAGUGCAAAUAUAAAACCUUCAAAGUAAAACACAGGAUAUAAUAACUUUCAGAUUUUUAAUCAUUUGAUUCGUUAUAAUCAUUAAACUUGCUGUAACGACAUCAGAGAGUGUAUCUUUAAAUACUUCAGUGAUGACGAAAACAGGAACCCAAAGAGACUCAACGCUGUCAGUUUGUUUUUGGGGCCCUCAGCAGCCUCUCCGUCUGCUUCUGCCUCAGGCUUCUGGCUCACGUACGACCAGGCUGGUUUGUGAUCAGCUCACACACACAGGAAGUUUUGAUCUGAUGUCAGCAGGAAGUCCCAGCGCUGCUGCCCGAGCUCGACGCUGGAAACGAGAUUUGUUUUUGAAUUUACAGCGGUUUAUUGUUUGGGUCAGUUUGGAUCUGUUCUGUUAUAUAGCUGAGAACAAAUGAUCAUCCAAACUUAGCGUUUCUGCUUUGUUCCAUCAGUCUCGCAGAACUUUUCAGAAAACCUGAAAAUAAAAGACCAGGAUUCAAUUCAGAUUAAAUGAACAGCUGAUACUCAGUCCAGCGUAGGUUUUACGCAAACAAAACAAUAUCUUGUGUACACUCAAGUGUGAACUUGAGUGUGCAAACAGGUUGACCCAUAGUGUAUCUUGCGUGAAAAAGAUAAUGAACCUGGGUGUUAUGUGGGCACAAGAUAAUAAUGUUUGUGUGAAAGAUGAUGUUGUUCUGAACUUCAGUCUGAAAUAACCUGUAAUCAGCACAUGAACUGUUUACUUUGACCAACCUGCCAGGACAACCUGAUAGCAGUUUAGAAACACACUUCAGCUCUGUAACGUGCACGGAUUUCUACGGUCUGAUCCGUGGGGUCGUACGACCUCGUGCUGCCCACGUGGCGGCGUUACGACAGAGGCAGCGACAAAGAAAGAGCUGUUUGUUUGUUUGUGUUUCUGUCCUGAACGUCACUGCCUCUCUUUCUUUCUGUCCGUGCAGGCUCAUUAGUGAAAGCUGAUUAAUAAGAAUGUUUUUACAAAGUUGUUUCUCAAUAAGACCCAUGUUGUGAAGACAAACUGUGAUAAUUGACCUUCGACAAUUAUUUACUGCUGCUGUUUGCUGAUCGCUCUCAGACGUUUUCAGAAGUUGGUGCAGGGUUUAAAAAGACUCACCUUCGUCUGAACAGGGUUUUGUUUCUUUAUUGAUCAUGGAAAUGAUUGAUUGUUCCCGUCAGUGCAAUAGAUGGUUCUUUACGGCUUCGGCAUGAGCUUUAUUUUUAUUUGUUCUCUCUGUCGUUAAGUGUAGCUCAGCAACGAGUGCGCCCCCCGGUGGCCGAGUGGGACAUGAAUGUAUAUUUGAAGCUGACUGGUGUUGUCUCAUACUGUGGAAUCACUUUAAUACUCUUUACUACAGACCAAACAAAUACAGUAUAUAAAUAAAGGAUAUAUUGAUAUAUUAAAGGUUUUAAUGUUUAUACAGAGCUAUUCUUGUUUUUUGUACAGUCUGUUUUCCUACAUAGAUAUUUCCUGUGUAUUUUGGAAAGAGUUACAUUAAUAUAAGUAGUAUUUUACACAUACAUACAUACAUACAUACAUAUACACGUAUAUAUAUAUUCAGAAUUACAACCAAAACAGCGUGCCCGAGCAGUCCGGGUGAUGCAUGGGCAUUAUGAAAAUCCUCCACAGUUAUUUGUGUCUGAUUCUUUCCUCCCUGCAUAGCUGAAAUACCUCAAACCCCUCCCACUUUCUUACCCUCCUUCACACCUGUGCAGGUGCAGCUGAUUCAGCUCUGGGCUUGUUUUGGCCCCAGGUGCUCGGCUCCUCCUCUUUAACGUGUCAGCGAGGACGCAGUCGCCUCCGUGUAGAUGCUUACCUGUGUAUUUUCACGACUAGAGGAAUGUAUUCACCCAACCUGAAGCACUUGUUUUUUUUUUACUUUUGUUCGCUGUGAUUUAUCAGUUCUCUCUCUCUGCUCCUUCAGAGCCUCUGCAGCUUUGUUAUCUGUGACCAGAGAUAUUUUUCCUAUGUUUGUUUUCCUUGAUUAUGUUUCUAAUGAUUAAAAUAAGAAUAAAUAAAUAAAAGUUC
This is a messenger RNA of Micropterus dolomieu (smallmouth bass), 5198 nucleotides long. RefSeq names its product hepatic leukemia factor-like. The transcript has 4 exons. Gene Ontology annotation, molecular function: RNA polymerase II cis-regulatory region sequence-specific DNA binding; DNA-binding transcription factor activity, RNA polymerase II-specific. Gene Ontology annotation, cellular component: nucleus. Gene Ontology annotation, biological process: regulation of transcription by RNA polymerase II. NCBI's taxonomy places the organism in Eukaryota, Metazoa, Chordata, Actinopteri, Centrarchiformes, Centrarchidae. Bases 251 to 1150 code for a protein of 299 amino acids. The record is from RefSeq and is a predicted model, not a curated record.